GGAAGCUUCUAUUAUAGUGAUUUUUGUGUAUGUUUUUUUCCAACCACUAACUUGACUAAGUUGGUUGGAUUUGGUCUUGUCAGCAGACUCCUUUAAAAGUCCUAAAGUUUUGCCUCUGUUCUGUUUCCAUCAAACUCAAAGCCCUGAAACUCUCAAAAACCAAGUUUUUAAGAUGUUUUACCCAUUUUUCUGUGGAGCUUUCCACCACCAAAAAGAAGAUGAUGAUGAAUUGUGGAGCACCCCUGCUUCCACACCAAAAAAGUCGAGAAGAAAAAAGGAUAGCAAGAACCCGUAUUCGACGCGUGGACUUGACCAGUUUUCUGCUCUUUUAGCUGAACUCGAAGAGAAGAGACAGCAGAUUUACUCACAGAUGGGAUCAGAAGGUAUAGUUCGUUUUGUUUACAAGAACUCAAAUGAUUGUGUCCCGGUUGUGGUAAAGCUGAAGGACAAGAAAGAAGAGAAAAACAAGACAGAAGAUACCAAAGAUCAUCACCCUGAAAGCUGUGUUUCUGAAGUUGUGGAGAAGCUGCCAACCCCACCAGAAUCAGAUGAGAAGAUUGAGCAAAAGAAGAGCUUUUCAUGGAAUAUUGUUAAGUCACAGGAUUGGAGAAGGCCUUCUUAUUACAUCCCAGCAGUUAUAAUCUCGAUUCUGUUGUUCCUAGUAUUUUUCGGAAGGUCAGUUGCAAUAUUAUGCACUUGUAUGGGCUGGUACGUAGUUCCUACAAUAAGUGGGGAAGGUUCAAAUUUGAGAACAUCAAUGAAGAAGAAAGAUUAUGUGAGAAAGUUGAGUGGAAACAAAAUGGUAAGUGGGAAAUUAUCUUCUCCCAAGAAUAAUAAAUUUGGAGCUAUCAGAGACAAGUCCCCACGGUAGUAGGAUAACAGGAAAAACUGAAGUAACAUCAUCUGAUCUUUUUUGUUUUGAUUUAAGUCUGUCUUUCACUUUAUUUUUUUCUUCUCUUGUUGAUGUAAAUAACAGUCUGUAUUAUAUGACUUGAGUUAAUGUUGAGAACAAUGUGAUUUAAGUUGCUUUGUAAUUACUUUUCAAAAAAAAAAAAAAAGUUGCUUUGUAAUUGUA
Molecule: messenger RNA, 1075 nt
Organism: Theobroma cacao (cacao)
Lineage: Eukaryota; Viridiplantae; Streptophyta; Magnoliopsida; Malvales; Malvaceae
Source: RefSeq, a predicted model, not a curated record